Rotaria sordida is the source of this 2364-nucleotide messenger RNA. The record is from the annotation of a GenBank genome assembly. NCBI's taxonomy places the organism in Eukaryota, Metazoa, Rotifera, Eurotatoria, Philodinida, Philodinidae.
AUGUCCGUCGAAAUCGAUUCUAUAAAAUCUUAUAUCAAUCAAUUUAUUCAAAAUUUUGAUUAUAUUGAUGCUAUUUUUCUUGCUGAACGUCUUUAUGCAGAAAUAAAAAAUGAUGAAUCAAUUUAUUUAUUAGCUCGUACAUAUUAUUUAAGUGGUGAUAUAAAUAAAUCUUAUUGGUUAUUACGUAAUUCAUCAAUUGAACAUGUACCUACGGCUAAACUUCUUUUAGCAAAAUGUUGCUUUGAUACAGAUAAACUUCAUGAAGCUGAAUCAAUACUUAUUGGUAAUUGUUCAUCAAUAAAUACACUUGGAUUAGAUGAUUUUGUUAAUGAUCACGGUGAUCAAGCUGCAUUUGCAUUACAAUUAUUAGCUAAAGUUUGCGAAAAAUCAGAUCGUCAACAAAAAGCAAGUGAAUGUUAUCGAAAAUCAUUAAAAUUAAAUCCAUUUCUAUGGUCAUCGUUCGAAGCUUUAUGUCGACUUGGUGAACGUGUUGACACAAGUAUAUUUUGUUCAUCUGCAAUUAAAUCCAAUCGAUCAAUAUCUGAAUAUAAUCAAUCACAAAGUUGUCUCACACCUUAUACAGAAUCAAUAAAAGAUAUUCCUAGUGAAAAUCAAAUUAUUGAAAAUUCAAUGAAUAUAAGUUCAAAUCUUCCUAUGAAAGAACGAUCUCAACAACGUUUAUUACAAGCUCCAGCAAUUGUUAUGAAAUUAACAGAUUCUAUUCUAAAUGUUGGUUCAACAAAUAUUUCUGGUGUUAUAACAUCAACACCAAUUGGUUUACUUUCUGAACAAUUACAAGAUAAUGAUAAAUAUACUCCACCAACUAUAAAACUACCUGAUUAUAUACCUACAUUACGCAAUCCACCAUUAGCACCAAAACGACAAAAUACUCGAAUGAUACAACACUAUGGAUUUGAUGAUGCAACGACACCAACAUCAACAGCAACAAUUUUACAUAGACAUGAAAUUGCAUCAACAUCUAUAAGUGAUACACGGAAAACAACUAGUACACGAAAAGAAAAUAAAUCAAUUCGUACAACGACAAAACGUAAUACACGUGUAGCAAAAACCCGUCCACCAUGUACAGAUAUGAGUAUAACACCAGUACCAUCAUCUGAAUCUUCAAAUAAAAUGACAACACGAUCACAAGUACGAUCAAAUAAUACAAAUAUAAAUUAUUCUAUUGAUACAGAAAUAAUCAAUAAACGUGAACGACAAAGAAAAAGUCAAUCAAAUCAACGAACACCUGAAAUAGUUGAAAACAUAAUCAAUAUAUUUAAAUUACUUGGUCAAGGUCUUCAACAUCUAUCUCAAUUUGAAUGUCGACAAGCAAUUGAAUUAUUUGAAACAAUAUCAUUAAAACAUCUUCAUACACCAUGGGUAUUAUCACAUUUAGCUAAUUGUUAUUAUCAUUUACAUGAUUAUCAAAAAUCAUCAUUUAUCUAUCGAGAAUUACGUACAAAAUUUCCAUAUCAUAUCGAUGGUUUAGAAUAUUAUAGUACAGUUCUUUGGCAUUUAAAAGAUGAUAUUGCACUAGCAACAUUAGCACAUGAAUUAACUGAAACUGAUCGAAAACAUCCAGCUAGUUGGUGUGCAUCCGGAAAUUGUCUUAGUCUGAAUCAUGAAUAUGAUAAAGCUAUUCAGGCAUUUAAACGUGCAAUUCAAUUGGCACCAGAAUCUGAUUAUGCAUAUACAUUAUUAGGCAAUGAAUAUUCAUUAGUUGAUGAACUUGAACGAGCUAUGGCAUGUUUUCGUAAAGCUAUUCAAUUAAAUUCAAGAAGUUAUAAAGCAUGGAAUGGUGUAGCGAUGGUUUAUUUAAAACAAGAAAAAUUUCAAUCAGCUGAAUUUCAUUUUACAAAAGCAACAAAUAUAUUUCGUACAAAUCCAGAUCUUAUUUGUCAUUUAGCAGUGGCUCAACAUAAAUGUAAUCGAUCUGAAGGUGCAUUAGCAUUACUUAAUGAUGCACUUAAAAUUGAUUCAAAAAAUGCUCUUUGUAAAUUUCAUAAAGCUGGUCUUUUAUUACAUCUUGAACGAUAUCAUGAAGCUUUAACAGAACUUGAACAAUUAAGACAAAUAGCACCUAAAGAAUCGCUGGUUUAUUAUUUACUUAGUAAAGUUCAUCGACAUUUAAAAAAUUUUCAUUAUUCAUAUAUGUACAUGUCAUGGUGUAUGGAUCUUGAUCCAAAGGGUGCUAAUAAUCAAUUAAAAGAAAAUGCCGAUAAACUCUAUUCAAAAGAUGAAGAUCUUCUACUUGGUAUGGAAGAUUUAGCAUCAUCUGUUACUGAAGAUGAUCAAAGUCAAAUGCAAUCACAAAGUUCUCUGCAAGAUAUACAACCAAUGGAUUCAAGUGAAGAAAUCCUAUGA